AGUAUGACGCACAAGAUAGCUUUUAUUACUUAUGCGUAAUUAGCUGUCAGAAUUCCGUAAUAAAAUAUUAACGCAUUAAUUUUGUAUAAAACCUAGCUUCCACAACGCUAAGACCAUUAUCUUCCAUUAGUCUCAGUUUUAAGUAAAUAUCUGUUUUACUCAGAAAACCUCACAAUGAAGGUCCUUGCUGUAUUCUUGUGCACCUUUCUUGUAGCUUUUGGUGCUACCGUACAACCAAUAGAUGAAGAGCACUUGAAAAAUAGAUUCGAAAACAUACUUUUAGAUAAUCUUGCUGAAUAUCUAGGACUACAAAUAAAAAUGAUUAAGGGAGUUCAGAAGAUACAACUAUUAUUGGGUAAUGUGGAGAAAAUCUUGGAAGAGGGAUUAACAGACAACACCCAUAUUGAGAAUCCUGGUGUGACUAUACCUGACCAAAAUGAUGAUGAAGAUCCUAUUGUGUCAAGGACCGAUGACUUCGAGAGCACACUUUUGGAUUAUCUUGGUGCAUAUCAAGAACUACAAAUUAGAUUGAAUACGGGAAUUGAGAAGUUGCAACUGUCAUUGGGUAAUGUGGAAACGAUAUUGGAAAAUGAAUUUAAUCAUGAUCCCUUUCCUGAAGCUGAAUUAAAGACAUUGACUAAGCCUAAUAAAGCCAAGGAUUCAGCUAAACAACCAAGAAAUGGAAAAAAAGUUUCCACCAACAAGGCAUAGAGAAUGUCAACAUGUUUGAUAAUCUUGUAGUCGUCUAUAUGUGGACGUGAAUAUAUCGUCAGGUAACAAGCAAAAUUCACUAAUUACUAAAAAAUAAAUAAACAAAAAUUAAUUAUAUCAGUAAAUUAAAAAUUAGUAGUUAUAUGGUUAGUAGCAUUAUGGCAAUUAACUUGUGGUGGUAAUUAGUGAGUCUUGUUUGUCACCUGACGGUAUACAUACUUCUUCAAAACAGAUUUAGCAAAAAUUAAAAGAUUUAUAUUGCUUAAAUUUCAUAAAAUUGUAUAACAAUUAACUACCUAAUAAAUUAAAUAAUAUAAGUGCUUUUGUGUAUUA
Molecule: messenger RNA, 1044 nt
Organism: Cydia pomonella (codling moth)
Lineage: Eukaryota; Metazoa; Arthropoda; Insecta; Lepidoptera; Tortricidae
Exons: 2
Coding region: 175-711 (178 amino acids)
Source: RefSeq, a predicted model, not a curated record